AUGCCACAGCGCUGUGCCCGCUGUAUUAUUUACCUUGGAGGACUGUGCACUGCCAUUCUGCACGCUGCAGCGCACGUCUUCCACCCCCUGGCACGCGCCGACCAUCCCAUCCAAUCUGCUCCGGCUUGCACCACCUACAAGACGCGCUACACAACCCAUUUCCCACCCACGCCAGAACCAAACAAACCCCCCCAUCGUGGCGUCAACCGGCCGCCCUGCCUAGUACAUACAUACGUCAAGGCAAAAUUGUAA
Akanthomyces muscarius is the source of this 252-nucleotide messenger RNA. RefSeq lists its product as uncharacterized. NCBI's taxonomy places the organism in Eukaryota, Fungi, Ascomycota, Sordariomycetes, Hypocreales, Cordycipitaceae. The transcript has 5 exons. The record is from RefSeq and is a predicted model, not a curated record. The coding region runs from base 1 to 252 and encodes 83 amino acids.